Messenger RNA from Hevea brasiliensis (rubber tree), 2414 nucleotides. RefSeq names its product transcription factor TCP8. Gene Ontology annotation, molecular function: DNA-binding transcription factor activity; sequence-specific DNA binding. Gene Ontology annotation, cellular component: nucleus. The transcript has a single exon. The coding region runs from base 292 to 1938 and encodes 548 amino acids. NCBI's taxonomy places the organism in Eukaryota, Viridiplantae, Streptophyta, Magnoliopsida, Malpighiales, Euphorbiaceae. The record is from RefSeq and is a predicted model, not a curated record.
AGCAUCCACAGAACUUUGUCUAGAAAGCAUUACUCUCUCUCUCUCUCUCUCUCGCUUGCUGUGUUCAGGCAAAGACAAUAGUCAAUCAGAAAACAAACCAUUAUUCUGCGCACCCUCUCUCUCUCUCUCUCUCUCUCUCUCCUGUUCUGAAGAGAAACAUGGAAGAAGAGAAUCAAGAGAUGGGUUUUUGAUCGUUGUUUUGGAAAUCCAACGUAAAUUAAAAAGAAAAGAAAAGGAAAAAAAAAGGGGAAAAAAUCUAACCCAUCAGAUUCAAACCCACCCCACCACCAAAUGGAGCUCACUGGUAUGCAAAGCAACAAGCAAAAUAAUACCACCAAAGAACCCCACCAAUCUCACCACCAGCAACAACACCACCACCAAGUUUUGUUUGAUGGCAGAUCAUCAGGAGGAGGACCAUCUCCAGGCCCCUUCAUGGGCUCCAUCUCUAUCCAAGCUGACUUGUCUCAUGCUUCUCACGUCCACCACCGCCAACAUCAUGGUCUUGCUUCCUCAGCUCCUAACACUUCUGGGUAUGCUCCUUCAAAUUCUUCUUCAUCUUUAUCUUCUUCUUCUUCUUCCUCCUCCUCUUCCACUUCCACCUCCACGUCUUCUGCAGCUCCUCCUCACCUCGUCGACGCGUCUCUUGCUAUCGCCACCAGAUCUGGGUCUCUUUUAGACUCAACAAAGAAGAAUCAGCAGGAGAAUCUUUCCAUAGUUACGACCGCAUCUACAACCACCACCACUUCUGUAACAGCAACACCUCCGAAGCGGUCCUCGAAGGAUCGACACACGAAGGUUGAUGGGAGAGGGCGGAGAAUUAGAAUGCCAGCAAUGUGUGCAGCAAGGGUUUUUCAAUUGACAAGAGAAUUGGGUCAUAAAUCUGAUGGGGAAACAAUUGAGUGGUUGUUACGGCAAGCAGAACCUGCGAUUAUAGCAGCCACCGGGACUGGGACUAUACCAGCGAAUUUUUCUACUCUCAAUGUUUCUUUAAGGAGCAGUGGAUCAACCCUUUCGGCUCCUCCUUCGAAAUCUGCUCCUCAUUCGUUUCAUGGAGCCUUGGCUUUGGCUCAUCAUCCUCAUUAUGAGGAAGGGUUCGCCCAUACGGCUUUGUUGGGGUUUCAUCAUCAGCAGCAGCAGCACCUGAUGACAGCAGAUCAAAUCGCGGAAGCGCUGCCAAGUGGUGGAGGUGGAGGAGGAGGGGGAAGUGGUGGUGGUGCUGGGGGAGAUUCUGGUGAGAAUUAUAUGAGAAAACGUUUUAGAGAAGAUCUGUUCAAGGACGAUAGCCAACAACAACAAGGAGAAAGUGGUGGUGGUACUAGCGGAGGUGGUGGUGGAGGAACAGGAGGAGAAGGAUCUCCCGGUAAGGUAUUUAAAAGUGGUUUGCAGCUACCAAAACCUCAGCAACAAGACACAGGAUCAUCUGGAUUACUUAGGCCUUCAAACAUUCUACCUCCCACUGCCAUGUGGGCAAUGGCACCAGCACCAAGCAGUGGCAGCACAAUCUGGAUGCUUCCAGUGACUGCUGGUGGUGCCGGUGGCGGUCCAGCCAUUGCCACCUCCACAACUAGGGCUGGACCUUCAGAACCCCAACCCCAGAUGUGGCCUUUUUCUUCAGCAACACCAGCAAGCGGAAACUCCAUACAAGCUCCAUUGCAUUUUGUGCCGAGAUUCAAUCUUCCAGGUAAUCUUGAAUUUCAAGGUGGAAGAGGAAAUGCUUUACAAUUGGGUUCCAUGUUAAUGCAGCAACAACAACCUUCACAACAUCUUGGGUUAGGCAUGGCAGAGUCAAAUUUGGGGAUGUUGGCUGCUCUUAAUGCAUAUUCUAGAGGUGGUUUGAAUAUAAAUUCCGAGCAAAAUAAUCCAUUGAAUCAACAUCAUCAACACCAGCAACCUCAAGAUACUAAUAGUGGAGAUGAAGAUCCCAAUAGUUCUCAAUGACAAGCUUAAUAAGUGGGUUUGUUGCUCUCAUUUUAAAUACAUAAAUAUGACAGCUUGAUGGCUAUGGUUUUUUUUUUUCACAUUUUAUUGCAUAGGAAGCAGCAGGAGCUAGAGAUUGUUGUUGGGUUUGCUUUCACAGAUUUGGGAAUUGAAUUUGUGUCAAGUUCUUGGAAAUUCCAUGGAUGAUGGAGGCUGAGAUUGAUCAGUGUCCUAGCAAUUUCCAUUUUGGUUUUGGUUUGUUAGUUUUUGAAUUCUUCUAGAUUGAUCAUGUGGAGUAGUUUGAGAUGUAAUUUGUUAGUUUGGUUCAAAAUGGGACAAAAACAGAGGGGAAAAAUAGAGAGACAGGGAGAGCUAGAGUUUGUAUAGGAGGAUAUUUGUUUGUGUUUAGUAUAAUUAUUUGCUUUGUUUUUAUGAGAAUGGACAAGAAGCAAAAGGAAUUGAGAGUUAAAAAAAAAAACCUUCAGUUUGCAUUUUCA